GGGAAAGCCAGCGCUGAAAAGUCAGAGCGAAGGUGGUCAAAGGUGGUGGUCCCGCUGGUGCGCUCGUCGUGGCGCGCUCCCGAUCGCGCUGGUCCGCAUUUUUGCUGACAUUUCUGCUGCAUUUGAUUCCAAUCAAGAAGGGUUUUUUCGGAGAAGAGGGUUGCGGUUGAGAGGAGGAAGGGGGAAGGGAGGGGGUGGUGUGGUGGGUUGGACAUUUUUUGACGCGAGAGGCAGGGAGGGAUGGCGGGUAGGAAUGGGGGGCCGAAGGUGGAUAUGGUCGGCUCGAGAGGGUCGAGUAUCGCCAGCGAUGUAGUGGGCAAGGAUGAUUUGGCGCCACCAUGGCCGGCUUUGGCGUCAGAAUUAACGGAGGAUGAUCUGCGCAUGGUCGCGUAUGAGAUUCUGUUGGUGACAGGUGGUGGGUGUUCUGGUGGCGGGAGCUGCGUGGCGGUCCCCACCAGCGCCGCGCCAGAUGGCGCAGCCAAGGCAAAGAAGAAAACCAGCAUGUCGGCGGCCAACUCAAAGAUCAGGAAAGUGUUCGGGCUGAAGAAGAAGACAAAGGCGAAGAGCACGGAUGUGAGCACCACGGGUAAUGGCGGGGCGAGGGAGAGCAGAGGAGGCGUGGAGGCGGCAAGGCCUGCCAUCUUCGAUGUGCUUAAGAGACAGGUGGAGAUCUCGGACGCCAUGGAUAGCUGCCUCAGGAAGGUCUUGGGCAGAAUAUCGCGAAAUCAGGCCGAGAGAUCACAGGAUGGGGUGAUAAUCCCCUUGGAGCUUGUCCUGUCUGUUUCCCCCUCUGAUUUCAGCAGCGGAAGGGAGUAUGUGCGUUUCAUGCGCAGGCAGCUGCUUCUGCUCCAAGAAGGCAUGUUAAAUAGCCCGGCUGUGCCAGGGUCUGAGGAUGCUCUAUCCUUGGGCUUGAGGAAAUCGCUAGCGGAGAUUUCUGAAGAGCUUGAUGAACAUGGGGUUGUAGAGAGAGAGAGCGAAAGUAUGGAGAACCUGCGGUCGACAGUGUUAGCGAAGUCGCAGAGGCUUGGGCCGGACGACAAUAAUGAAGAUGUUUGCCACUGGGCUGACGGGUAUCCGUUGAAUAUGUGUAUCUAUGAGGCAAUGCUGAAGCUGGUUUUCGAUUCACUUGAGGAGAGUGUACUGGUGUCUGAAGCUGAGGAAAUCCUCGACGUCUUAAGGACAGCAUGGGGGUUGCUGGGGUUGUCAGCAGUGGUCCAUGCAGCAGCCUUUGUCUGGGUUCUAGUACGGCAGUUUGUUGCAACCGGUGGCCAGGAGACUGACCUGCUUGUCUCAGCUAUAGAGCAGUUGAAGGCACUCGCGAGUGAUGCCAAGGAGAGUACAGAGGUGGGCAUGAAGGCCUGGGCCUUGAAAGGGGAUGCUAAGAGGGUCAGGGAAUUACUUGGGGGUGUGGAGGCAUGGGCGGGACGGCAGCUUGUCGAUUACCGAGGCCUGUUUAGAGAGGGAGGGGGGGAGAUGAUGGCUGUACUGAAAGUGGCAUUGCUUUCGGAUGAGGUUCUACAAAAUGAAGAUAUACGAGGAGAUACCCAGGAUUCAGACGGUGCGGCAACUGGGCUGGAGGCAAGGCAGGCACACAUAUCGCGGAAGGUCGAGGGUUAUAUCCGAAUGUCACUGAGGUCUGCGUUCAAGCGGGUACUGGAGGAAGAGAGCCGUCAACAAAAUGCUGGGAAGGGCGCAGUGCUUGCAAACUUGGCAAAGGGUGUGCAGAAGGUCCUCAGGGAGGAGGUUGAGUCAUAUUCCUCCACCUUCGUGGCAUCGCAUCCAAAUCCUGCGGGAGUUGCUGCAGUUACUUUGCAUUCUUGUUUCCGGCUGGAGAUCAAGCAGUACAUGACCCAUGUGACAGCCCUCAACUCGGAGGUUGUGCAGCUCCUUCGGGAAGCAAAUGCACUAGAAAAGACAGUUGUGAAGACAGUGGUAGGAGAGGCUGCCAAAUCUGCAGAUGGUGGAAAGGGCCUAAUCAGGGAGAUAGUUCCGUAUGACACAGACAAGGUUGCUGUGGGCUUGGUGACGAAAUGGGUAGCAUCACAAGUUCAUCGUCUCGACGAAUGGGCUCGUCGAACACUGCAGAUGGAGAUACUGUACACAGGUAAGCUGAAGUCAAGGGAUCGACCCCUGGGAUCUGCAUCGGCUACUGCCAAAGGUCGAAUGGAUGCUCUUCUUCCAGCUGCCCCGCCUCUAACGAGAUACAAGAAGGAUGUUUUUGAAAAGAAAGGCAUCAAGCCGUCGGUACUCGGAUUAGGACCGAUGCUCGGGAUGAGUGAAGGGGAUGUAAAUGCCACGUCAAUGCGGAGAAGAGUCAGCGAGAGCCUGGCGCAACAGCUUUCCUCUUUGACUCUCGCAACUAUGUGUGUCAGGAUCAACACUCUGGACUAUUUGCUGAAUGAGCUGAACACGAUUGAGAAGAGCAUCAUCAGUGGUUGGCGGAAGCAUUUGAUGGAAAUUUCGGAUGACGGGGAGCAUGGGCAGCACGAAGGGGAAACUCCCAAUGAGCUGAGGGACAUGUUCAUCUCAUCCAGGCAAGCGUUGAGAAAGGCCAUACAGGCGCUCUGCGAUUUCUCUGCAUGUAAAAUAGUGUUCAUCGACCUGCGCGAAAUUUUUAUCGAAGGUUUGUACGAAGGUGGCGUUGAUGGUGGCAAAGGCAUGGCUUUGCUGAGUGAUGAGCUGAAUGUGCAGCUUGGAACUAUGGUGCCUCUCAUUGGAAGUGAAGAUAUAAAAAACCAGGCGGUACUAUCUCUGCUGAAAGCAGCCAUGGAUGGGUUCCUGCUGGUGAUUCUCGCUGGCGGUCCUGCUCGUGCCUUCAAGCGGGAAGAUGCAAGGGUCCUGGAGGAUGAUUUUGAGCGGCUGAAAGAGCUCUUUAUUGCAGAUGGGGAGGGUCUGCCUCGUAUGGAAGUGGAACGAACAGGUAUGGGUGUCUCUCAGAUACUUCGGCUCUUCGAUAUGGAUGCGCCAGAACUUAUUAAACUCGUUGACGCAGGUGACGGAGCAGGCAGCAUGGAUGCGCCUUCCUUCAGGACCAGUACGAGUAGCAUCCUUGCAUCGCCCAAGUCAACGUUGUUCGGAUUCCGAAGACCAAAGACGUUGAGCACAGGCGAUGCCAGAUUCACAACCUCUCCUGUGCGUGGGCCUGCGGAAAGGAAGGAAAAACUGGCAGGUCACUUUCUUCCCUGGCUAACGAUAACCAACCCGUCAGACUCAGGGCUUGCUCUCAGAGUGCUUUGCUACAGAGCAGACAGGAACGCUUCCAAGUACUUGAAGAAAAAGUUCCAUCUCCCCAGAACGAUGAAACAAUCCAGCCAGACAGCAGAGGGCUAGCAGCCUAGCAGCAGUUGUUGUUAACCCACUUUGCAUCAAACUCUUGGCAGCACCCAAUCCCACCUGAAAGUUAUGAAAAUGGAUGCAGUGAUUUUGGGGUGCUCUCUCUCCUUGGGCUAGAUGCACCAAAAUUGUCCCGGGGGGAUUUCUUCUCCUUGCGGGCGUAAUCUGUGCAAAGGUUUUGUACAGGAAAAGAAAUGAAUUGGCGUUUCCCUCUGGGCUUACGUGCGAGCUAGGAGAGGUCUGCUGCUGCUUGCGUCCACGGUCAAGGCAGUGUUUGGGUCAGGGAUGGCGAGCUUGCUGCUUGGGUCCACAGCCUGACCACAUCUUGAUUGCUGUAAAGAGGAGGCUAAUAAUGGGUGCCGAUGUCGCACAGAGCUUCGUGCCAAGCUUCUUUCUCCUGCCUUGAAAACACUCGAGCCAAAUCUUGUUCGAAACUGCCUUCGAAGUUAUAGGUUAACAGAUCUCCUCCGGAUGUGGAUGUUAUGGGAGGUUGGAUUCGUCAUCUUCAUUCCCACAGUGGUUUCUGCUUCUACUGCCUUGAUGAGUGGGUUUCACUGUCAGCUACAACUGUCCCCAGUUUUUUCUUGGUGCCUGGAAAUCCAGCUUGUUUUCUCCUUUGCUGUUGUGAUAAAACCCGGCCCAACCCAGCAACAACACCCACGUGAAAGGUUUGAUUUGAUUUUUGGCGUCCAGCUCAGUACUGGUCUUCUGACCGAACCGUUAGGAGCAACGUGAUUUCAUGACGUGCAGCAUAGAGUGAACGGCACAGAUUCAAUCAUCUAUGUGAGUGACGACUGCAAGUGCAAGGGAGAGAAGUUCCUCUCCAUAGGUCAGCAGAGUUGUCGUCGCUGUUUUGUGGCUUCGCAUGGAAAGGGCGGAGCGAGCGAAGAGGCCUGAAAUUGCAACCACGGCGUCUUUCCUCGCUCAGCUAGCUAUGGUAGCCGAUUCCUGGUCUGUGAAUCACUGCCACAUUUGUCGGUUGAAGGUGUCAGCAAAGUGUUAUCAGAGUGAAAAGAGCGGCGAUGAUCUGGUGCGCUCCAUGAAGAGAUCAGCCAUACGAGUACAUGGUAGAUGUCAGAGGAAUAACUGCGCAGUGGCACUGCGUAUGUCUUGCAUUUGAUGAUGGGUGAUAUUCCCUGGGAGGUCAUGCGCGUCAUGCAAUUGCACCUCAAAGCAGUCCAGAAGUACUUUCUUGAAGGCAGGCUACCCGGGGCCACUAGGUCAAGCCCGGGAGUUAGGCAGAGGCGCUCCUAGUCUAUGUUCGGAAAUGCCAGCUUCGUCUUAAUGCUUUGCUCCAGCAUAAGAGAGAGUGCACUUUGCUUGGUGGUUGCCCGGCGAUCAAAUUUCAGAAGCAUGUCAAAUAGAUCGGAAAUGUGGUACUUGUAUUUAUACUUACUCUGCAGUAAAUGGAAAGGGAGGGGGUGUUAAACAACCGCUUUUGCCUUUGCUGGAGCAAACACGCUGCUCCUCUUCUUCCUAGAGAACGGAACAACUGUCCGAGGGCGUACAAUGCCGUACAUAACCUUUUCAGUCAGCAGUUGCUUUUUCACAGUGCAGUGACCUUGAAGUAGGCUGCUAUGCCUGCUUGCGCCUUUCCUACCCUGCCCUGGCCGUAAAUAUUGUUGAAACUUGAAAAGAUGAAUCGCGUACUCUCCACCGGGUGUGUGUGCAUGGCAGGAGAGCGAUGUUUCCACCACAGCUGAUGUGAGCCGAUGCACGGCGAGCGAUACUCCACUGGAAUGGCGUUGGAGGCGGGGCAAGCACCUCGUCAUACUCUUGUUGCAUUAAUCAGUCUUUCUGGAUGAAGAGGAUGUAGGAUGGAUUCAUCCUGAAAGCAGCAGCAUAUGCUGCGGUUACUCACCCUUCCAAGGUGUUUGAGAAAGCUUUGUAUCGCGGCAAGCAACCUGUUGUGUGCCUCACUCCUCCUCCAAGGUUUUUUCUAGAACUUGUGUGGCAACGAGUGACCCAAAGUUUACUGUGGUUCCACAAGCGCGGCAGGCACCUUUAUCUUGGUGGGUUAGUGACUUGCUUUGAAUUCGGCUGGAUAUCAUGACUUGACACAGUGGUAUACGUGUAGGGUGAUGCCAUGCACUGAUGGUACCCUCGUUUGUGGGCGGCGUGUUCUGAAGAUGGAAGACGGUGUGCCUCGUACGAAUCUGCUUUCACGCUCUGGGAAGAUCGUGUCCAAGUAAAUAUCAACGAUUGCACUGGCUGUUGGUGCUUGUAAUCAAGGGCAAGUCUCCUUCGACUGCUGUUUCACGAUUUGAGCUUAAGCUUCCAUCAGCGACAGUUAUCCGAUGCAGGAGCGUAAUAGGACAUCGACCGACUGUUCUGUGAGUGAAUCAAAGGUGUUCCAUUGCUCUUUCCCCCCUCCAUCAGCGACAGUUAUCCGAUGCAGGAGCGUAAUAGGACAUUGAACGACUGUUCUGUGAGUGAAUCAAAGGUGUUCCAUUGCUCUCUCCCCCGCACAUCCGUUAAGCAUAAGUGGAUGCCCCUCUUCCUAAUCGUCGUCUCACCUAUGCGUGGUCUUAAACGUUUGCUAUUGCUGUGUUUAUGCCCUUGUUAUCUCCUUAAGAGGCCUUCCAUUUAUCCGAGUGCAUUGUGUUUUUUUUCUCUUUGUAGUCUCUGUAUUUUGCCGCUCCCUUAAAUUUAUUGUGGGUUCCAUCCUUCCCGUAUCGCAUGUUAGCUCUACUUACAGGCCUUCCAUUUAAUGCAUGCUAUGUUUCCUUUGCUUGGGUUUUUGCUGCCAACCUUGCUCCCUUUUUCAAGCUGAGUAAGAAGCCCUGCGCACGCUCACGCUUUCUUGCCGUAUUUUUGCCCGUUUCAUUCGCUAGGUAACCAACUAUUCGUAGGUUAUGAUGGUCAUCGUCAUCGUUCUUCUCUUGGCGGCUUUUCCGUCUGUGGGUUGCAGGCCAGCUUUCCGCCCUCUUUUGGAGCUGAGUCAGAAUCCUGGCACAACUCGCUCAGGUGCUUGGCUGCCACUUUUAAUGCCAGCCUCAGCUUGACUGAGGUUACACAACUUUCUGGUAGUGUCUGUAGUGUAGAUCAUGAGACCUAGGGAGCAUACGGAGAGGAAGAGCACGGUACAUUUUCUGAUCGUCCAAAAUUCGUUACGUGUGAUUAUUGUCCGCCUUUCAAGUUCUUUGCUGAUUUAUGUUGGGUUCAAGUCCUUGUAUCCGAUAAUAACUAAGUUUGCUCUGUUCUUGCCAGCAGCAGUCUCUGUGAAUAAGGCUUUUUUGGUUUGUGAUCAGGUUAAGCUACUGUCAAUGUAGGCAUGCGUAAACUGACGAGAUCGUUGGAGCCUCGGAGGCACGUACACCAUACGUACAUACAUGAUACGAGUUCAGCGGACCAAGAUUCAUAGGAGGGAUUCCCAGCAAAUAGCCCACUGGUAAUCUACGUAGCACAAGUGAAAACUACCCUGCUGCUAAGUGGAAACACCGUGUAUGGCAGGCAAUAUGGUAUGGUUACGUACAAGUGAAAAGUAAAUGCAGUUUUCUAACUUUUCUCUUCUUUUCUAGGAGGACUAGAAAAGGGUGUUCUUCAUUCCUGGAAGCUACCUGGGUUACUGAUGCCCCUUUAUGUGACAAUCAAUCUGUCCUUCUCUGUUCUGGUUGGUGAAAGCCAACAGGAGGGGCUGUGUGGUAGCAAAGAAAAGGUAUAGGGAUGUGGAGCCAAUUGUUCGUCUCUGUUAGAUUGCCCUCUGGUUUAUCAUUAUUUUCCAUGAGACCGUUCGAAGGAGCGGUAUGCGUCAUAAAACAUUCUUGUGGGCGUACCGAGGGAAAGGGAGGACAGAAUCGAGAAACCCACUGAGAUGUUGUUGACGUCUUCUUCUGAUGCCCGCAGCCUACUGUGUGCCUCUCCAGCGGUGAGUCUUAUACCAUAGGCAUGGCACCAAGCCGACACUACAGUGGCCACUUUUGCUAUGAGGACUAGCUGAUGAUACAAACUCGAUAGUCAUGCAGAGGAAACGUCCGUUUGCCUAGCUGGUGACCAGAUUUUGAAUAGAAGUUUUAUCUUAUACGGACUCGCGGCGUACUCGCAUCCGACCACAAUUAUAGAUGUGGAUUCUCUCGGAAAUCGACAAGUCCUCCUCUGGUGACAUUCACAGCUAUGUCUGGUAUGUUAUCCUCUGGUGGCAUUCACAGCUUUGUCUUCCGCUUGCUGGCAUUCACAGCUGCGUCUGGUAUGUUCUCUUCUGGUGGCAUUCACAGCUUUGUCUUCCGCUUGCUGGCCCUUCGCAACUGCGUCUGGUGUGUUCUCCUGUUUCUCUCUUUGUCCACACAGUUUUGCGUGCAUUUAUUUUGCCUGUGCUCGUCGCUCUGGAGCUGCCGAGCGUGGACGGAUGCGUGGCGCACUUCAUAUCCACCUUUUUGUUUCUGUUUGAGGGCAACAAGGCUCCAGGUUACUUGCUUUGAACUGACCACAGGUGCAGAGCACAGACGGAUGCGUGCAGCACUCCGUGUUCAGCUUUUGUUUCUGUUUGCCGACCCUGCGAUCACACUCCACCGAAUGAUGUGUGUGUGUGUGUGUGUGUGUGUGUGUGUGUGUGUGUGUGUGUGUGUGUGUGUGAAUCAGCUUUGUUGUGUGUACAAUUCAUCUACCAGCCACAGGUGCGGAGCAGUGUAGACAUUUGACUACCGCCUUCACCCGAUGACAUUAUACGGUCAUGCAUAUGGGGCAAUGUUGUGUCUAGAUACUGCAAUAAUGACCGUACGUUGUAUUUGGGUGAAGACGGUAGCAAGGUCAUUGGGAAUCGUGUUUCAUGGCUUAUCCUUCCCCAUUAGGAUUGACAUCCACAGUUGUAGCCUUACUGGGACACGUCAAUCCGCUGGCUCCGGUCAGCGAUCGUGCUGAAGGAAGACAUGUGUACAAACGAGUAUGGAGUUGUAUGCGUCGGUAUAGAGGGGAGAUCGUGGACCGAUAAUGGCAGGUGUCGGAGGGGCGAUCUCUGCCGUCGUAUUACAUUCCGUGAUCCGGGAAGAAUCGAGCCAUCGGCCUAUGAAAACUCUGUGUCAUGUGAACCACAUUGGGUGCGCAUGUUCGUCAUGUGACGACCGCACAUGACAAUCUCACGACUUGUAAGUUGCGAUUACUUACAAAUCUGAAGGAAUCUGGACACACUUUCUGGUGGAGGUUCUGAAGGAAUCUGGACACUUUGGAGCUGGUUUGGAGUGACACUUUGCUACUCCCAAGUGUUGUUGGUCACGCUGAUCGCAGCAAUAUACUGCAGCACAGCAGUGCGUUCCAAUAACUUAGCAAACAAGAGUAAGGUAGCUYGACUU
Messenger RNA from Chara braunii, 8618 nucleotides. NCBI's taxonomy places the organism in Eukaryota, Viridiplantae, Streptophyta, Charophyceae, Charales, Characeae. The record is from the annotation of a GenBank genome assembly.